This is a messenger RNA of Cooperia oncophora, 279 nucleotides long. NCBI's taxonomy places the organism in Eukaryota, Metazoa, Nematoda, Chromadorea, Rhabditida, Trichostrongylidae. The record is from the annotation of a GenBank genome assembly.
AUGUGGUCUCUUAUUGAAAAUCGUUCCAGAGAAAGACAGAUUUCGGUAAAAGCUCUCUAUGUGGGGUUAGUGCUUGUGGUUGCUGGCGCACUAGCUCGACUAGCCAGCGGUUUCGCUAUCGUAGCUUGUUCUCCUCUGAAUCUUGGUGAACAAUUCAUAGUUGUAUGGUCACUUUUUCCGAAAGGAACAGUCCAGGCUGCACUUGGACCAAAUCUUUUCACACUGGCUGAGAAGUACCCUCAAUUCAAACGAAGAAGAAGCAUCAUUCGUAUGUUUUGA